Molecule: messenger RNA, 1176 nt
Organism: Perca fluviatilis (European perch)
Lineage: Eukaryota; Metazoa; Chordata; Actinopteri; Perciformes; Percidae
Exons: 3
Coding region: 739-1158 (139 amino acids)
Biological process (GO): signal transduction
Molecular function (GO): protein binding
Source: RefSeq, a predicted model, not a curated record
UGUUACUCCAAUAAUAGUCAUUUGUCAGUAAUGUGCUUUUUGAGUAAGUGACUUAUGUAUUUGCUUAUUUAAAAAGGAACAAUUGAUUGUUAAAAAAGAAUUGCUGUAAAUUUGCAGAAAUAAGCUAAACUUCUAAUUUUGACUAAAAACAGAACAUUGGUCACCAGUUUCUCUUAACAGUAACUUAAUGAGGCAAGAUGCUCAAUUGAAAAUACAUAUAUCCUAAGGCAACUAACUUUUAGCCCCACAUGCAAUUUCAAAGUUGAAGACCAUUCACUCUAAUUGUCCGAGGUUGUAAAAUAUUUAAAGCAGUGGUGAAGCGCCCUCAGCAAACAGCAUUUCAAUUACUGAUAAGCCAUAUUGAGUUCUCUAAAUUCUAAUGAUGAGGAUUCUAAUUGUAGCACUGUCCACUUGUUUACCUGGUAGCAGGUGAGAGUGGUUUAACAUGACAAUUGUUAGCUCCACAAGGGACCCUGGAGCUAAAGUGACUAAUGUUUAACAGAGUAGUGUGUUGUUGAUGAUGAAUCUCCCCAGUAACAGUGCAGCCACACUCAUUUUGGCAUAUUGUACCUUAGGGUGAGGGAAUAAAAUCUCUGCUGCUAUUUAGAAUUUGGGACAGUAAAUUUAUGUUUAUUAUAUAGCAAUCGAUACUUGUGCAUAAAAAUUCUUUGUUAAAUUCUGUUUAUGAAGACAAUUACUUAGUGUGACUGCACUGCUGAUCUUUUGGAAUUUGAGAUAAUGCCAAACAAAGCCCAAGAGGAUGCUGUUAUUAACUUGAAGACACUGCAGGAGAUUUCCAGUCAGCUUGGUUUUGAGUGGACAGUUUUGGCAUAUGAACUUGGCUUCAACAGAACCGAGAUAAGGCGGUUCCACACCAAAUCUACAGAGAAGAGUGUCCAGGCUAGGACCAUGUUGGAAAGCUGGUAUGAGAAGUCAUGGGACAACCCCAAUAAGACUAAGGUGCUGCAGGAUGGACUGGAGCGAGUAGGCAGACGGGAUCUGGCUGAGAGACUACGCUGCCUCCACUGGGGCCACCAGAAGCUGAGCCAAAGGGUUGAGCUGCCUUCUGCCUUUCCUUACCUCAUCACAGUCCACAAGACCAUCCACAACCAAGACGCACUACGCAGGAUCAACGACCUCAACCGUCGAUACAAAUAAAAGCUGGGAGAAAAUGCA